Molecule: messenger RNA, 1203 nt
Organism: Symbiodinium sp. CCMP2592
Lineage: Eukaryota; Dinophyceae; Suessiales; Symbiodiniaceae
Source: the annotation of a GenBank genome assembly
AUGCUUGCUUCCCAAAACAGCGGAGACCGCGAAGCCACGAUUUGUCGCGCCUUGUUGGGGUCUGCCAAUGCAAUUAUGAAGGUGUUGGCUUCCGCAGCCCUGGUCGUCUUGGUGGCCGCGGAGCUGCCAUGCUCAGCAAGGACUGGCGAAUGUGCGACGCAGGAAGACUCUGACUUCGUCGGGCUCACCGAGGCGAAUGAUACGGCAAAUCGCGUGCCUCCACCCGACUUGGCGUUGACAGUCAAGGGGAUUUCUAUGGACACCCCCAAGAUCUUGGUGCUCCUCAUGUUCGCAACAGCGAUGGUGUCAUGGAUUCUCGCCACCGUCAAGUGGGCUGUGGAUGGUUCACUGCCUGCCAGGCUUGCGGUGUGGGGCCUGCUGCCGGAGGCUUUCGCAGCCAUCAGCGUGCGCUCGGUGGCUGCAUUGCUACGCUUGAAGAGCGGCUCCACGCCGGUGCUCGCGCUGAAGACCUGUGUCAGCGAUAGCAACGUGCAGGACUUGGCCGAGGCUCUGCGUCGCCACGGCAAGCAGGCAGAGCUGCAGUCUCUGGAGCUUCCCUACAACCACGAGCUUACCGAAACAGGUGUCCAGCAGCUGGUUGAGGCAGUCACCGAAGGAGGGGUAGAACUGGAGGAGCUGGAUCUCUCCUUCAAUGCGCAAUUAGGUGAUGGCGCAGUGCGGGUCGUGCUGCCACUGUGCAUGCCGCCCUUCCGAGUCUCGACGCUGAGGCUGGUGGACUGCUCCUUGGGCUGCGACGCUCUGAAGCUGCUGGCGCAGCAUGCGACAAGGCUUCGGCUGAACGUCCUGCACCUUUCGGCGAACAAGUUCACCGGACUUGGUGACAUCUUGGUGGAGGUUAUGGAAGCCCCAGUGCUGGAGGACCUGGCUUUGGUACACUGUGCUCUUUCACUAGAGGAUCUCACGAGUGUUGCGGAGCAGCUGCCGUACACCUCCUUAAAGUCCAUCCAGCUGGCGAGCAACCAAAUCGAUGGGACCGGUCUCAAGGUUCUUGCGGAGCAGCUCCCGAAGUCGCAGCUGGACGAACUCGGGCUGGAGCAGAACCUCUUGAAGUCGGAGGACUUGAGCUGUCUUGGCACCGCCUGGGCAAAACGGCCGUUCUCGCGGCUGCGGCUUGGCGGGAAUGCCGUGGAAAAGGAAGAGGUGGCGAACUUCAUCAAAACCCUGCGCCUGCUUCAAGCAUGA